AUGGCAAUCAUUCGCGACAUGCCCCCAGAGCUCAUGGCUCGGGUUUUCGGCCUGGCUAUCGAAGGCGAUUGUACUACAGCCACUGAAAGCGUCGAGGGGUCUUACUCGGAGUUUACCCUCCCAUCACUUCAAAUCACUUUCCAGCAACUACUGCGUCUAUCCGGCGUUUGUAGCCACUGGAGGAAUAUAUCCUUGGAUGAAGCGCGUCUCUGGACCCGAGUGUUUGUUGGACAGAGGGCAGGUGAAAUCGUCGGCCUUUUCUUGUCUCGAUCGAAGGCACUGGGGCUAUCUAUCGACAUCGACCUACCAACUGUUGAGAACAUCCAAGCAUGGUCAACUCUGAAAAAAGCAUUCACUCCGGACGUCUUGACUCGCAUACAAUCACUUCGAAUUUCUGGUUCUCAACCAUCGUUAGAAAGGAUGAUCGGCAUUCUCUCCCAUGGGCGGUUAAUAAAGCGCUCCGGGAAGUUAACUCAGCUCCAUUUAGUCUGCGCCCCUUCCGGGGACGAUGGGCCUAUAGACGUAACUCGGGCUGAGGCAGAUCCGCGUACUAACAUACUCCCUAUUGGUGGUGCGUCACUCGCUUGCAUUCGUAUUGAGGGAAUCGCCAUCGGGCUCCUGCCACAAUGGAGCGUGUCCGAGUUGGUUAUCCAAGAUGCAGCUAUCUCCCGGUUUGAGCUCAGGCAGUUACUUACAAGUGCUGGCGUUGAGCACCUCACCUUGCGCCGAGUCGGAAUCCCGGUUGGAAUUGAUUAUAGGACUGCCUCCCAGCUUCAGCUCGUCGAAGCAAGGUCACAUGCGGAGACCCCAGUUCGACUCACCACGCUCGAGAUCGACAACCCGAUUGACCUUCAUGCGGGUUUGGAAAACGAUGUCCGCCGACAUCCAGCUCUCAAUUACGCCUCAUUUUUCUCAGAUAUUAUGAUUGAAGGUGCCACUGACACGUUGAAGGAAGUGAAAUUCGUCAACCUUUCUCAAGUCGCCUGGGAUGCGCUGUUCAUGCUCUUCAAGCAGGGCUUGGGAAGGAAGCAGUUCAUUCAAACGUUAAAGGUGGAGUUAUGUUGGGAUUUUGGGGUGCCUGAGACGCUGGCCCAGGAAGAACUGCGGAAGGGAAUAAGGAUUCUGCGCAAAGUCUUUCCAGAAGCAGACAGGAGGCAGUGGUACAGCUUGAUCGAUCUGUAG
This is a messenger RNA of Coprinopsis cinerea okayama7#130, 1182 nucleotides long. RefSeq lists its product as hypothetical. The transcript has a single exon. The coding region runs from base 1 to 1182 and encodes 393 amino acids. Lineage: Eukaryota; Fungi; Basidiomycota; Agaricomycetes; Agaricales; Psathyrellaceae. Gene Ontology annotation, molecular function: protein binding. The record is from RefSeq and is a predicted model, not a curated record.